Molecule: messenger RNA, 1192 nt
Organism: Mya arenaria
Lineage: Eukaryota; Metazoa; Mollusca; Bivalvia; Myida; Myidae
Exons: 5
Coding region: 47-1081 (344 amino acids)
Source: RefSeq, a predicted model, not a curated record
CAACACUCUCUGACGACUAUCAGACAGUUUAAUUUUCAUCCGUAGAAUGACACGGAAAUUUGAAGACCUUUUUAGGUUUUCAAUUUUCAUCUGCGCAGUACCACCGAAUGAAUCCAAGAAAACCGUAUCUGUGGACGUCUGGACUCAAUGUCCGCCACCCAGCAGCCGUUUCCGGGUGUUCACAGGCAUGUCACUGGAACAAUGUGCGGCUGAGUGCGAGGCGCGUCCGGCAUGUGCCGUCCUCGGCUAUUUGCGCACCCCGCACGUGUGUGAAUUGUAUGAACAGCCCGCGGGCGUAGACGGUUCCGGAAAGGCUACUUCUGCCUCGCAUUGUCUUUUGGUACAGAAGGGCGAAGACUCGUGUGGCUGCUCCCAUUGGAGCGUCUAUGACCGGAAGUCUAAAACAUGCACUGUUCAAGAGUGUGAGCCGGUGAGGAUCGUCGAUCAUGGAAAGAUUCUGGGAAACCGUUAUGACGUCGGUGCAAAACUGCGUGUGCUUUGUGACGUGGGCUACGUUGCGGAGAAUAAUAUGACGUCAAUGACAUGUGGCGCGAAUGGAUCAUGGUCGCACGUGGCGUCAUGUGUACUGAAGUUCAACAAAACGUCGGUAGUAAACUCAAGCCAAUCAACCUUAGAAUCCGUUUGCCCGAAAACAAAGUCCGAAUUCACAUCCAAUGUAACACAGACGCUUCCUGGAUAUCCUGGUACCGAAUUCAUCUUUGUCAAACAGCACCAUACCCUCAACGACAGCAAAAACGCAUGUGAGAACAUGGGUGGUCACAUGAUCAAGAUAGACACUCAUGCGAAACUGGGCGCCAUCACGAACUUAAUGACAAAAUGCAACGAUUCCACUUCAGGCCUGAAAAUCAGAUCAUGGGUGGACGGAGAAAAGGAGGGAGACGACUGGAAGUACCACGAUGGAACACUAAUGGACGUGGGCAACUCCAGUAUCUGGAAUAAUAAAUAUGAGCCCAAAAUAAACGACACGUGUGUCAGGUUGAAGAAAUCAACGUUCCUACUUGUAGGGAUUAACAAUCAGGGGUGCGUUUCAGAUAGAUUUUACGAUCUGCCAUUAUCGUAAAUUUACGAUCAUAAUAACGACCAACUUAACGAUAAUCAUAAAGGCGUUUCAGAAACGUCUCGUAAACUCUCCGGUCGUACGUAAAAAAAUAACGAUAAAGCACAGCGUUAA